GCUGCCUGCCGGUGCCGGGGACUGGUGGUGAGGAGACGCUACAGCGCUGUCAGGACCGGACCGUGAACCCGGAGACGGUACACACUGACGCGAACGGAGACACAGGAUGGAGCGGAUGUCUGAGGAGGCGCUGAGGCUCAACCUGCUGAAGCGAGGCCUGGAGUCCCCCAGCGAGCGAGAGGAGGCGCUGGCUAAGCGCCUCAAAAUGGAGGGUCACGAGGCCAUGGAGCGCCUCAAGAUGCUGGCACUGCUAAAACGCAAGGACCUAGCUGACCUAGCAGCCCUGGAGGUCGCAGGGCCCCUGGGAGAUGGGAAGGGCCCUGGAGCCAGCUCCCUUCACCACCAGAGCCUAAUGGGUGCUGCUUAUGAAGAGAAACUCAAUGGGAGUCUAAGGCUGGGAGGCCAUGGAGGCCAUGGUGGCCAUGGAGGCCAUGGUGGCCAUGGCAUCCAUGUUGGACCCAGUAAGAAUGGGAAGGAGAACAUCCUUGAUGAGCCAGUGGAUAUGAGUGCUGGGAGAAGAUGUGAUGUGGAGCAUGACAGACGAACUCCGUCUCCAGAUGUUAUUAUCCUAUCAGACAAUGAAGCGUCCAGUCCCAGAACAACACCUCGUCCUGAGGAGCGCCUACACCAGGCCAACCUGGACAUGUUUAAGGGAAAGACCGGAGAGGAGAGGCAGCAGAUGAUCAAAGCUCUGAAAGAGGAGCUACGUCUGGAGGAGGCUCGACUGGUGCUGCUGAAGAAGCUCAGACAGAGUCAGAUGCAGAAAGAGAACGUGGUGCAGAAGGUCCCGGUGGUCCAGAACGCUGCGUCCUCUGUUCAGCCUCCUGCCAUCCACAGCUCUCCUGGCAUGGGGAAGCUGCCCAUGAGGCCGGGCCUGCACAACCCUGAGCCCCAGAACCUCCGUACUGCACAGGGUCAUACUGUCAUCAGGUCAGCAGCCAAUGCCAACCUGCCACCAAUGCUAAUGUCCCAGCGAGUGAUAGCCCCCAACCCGUCCCAACUGCAAGGCCAGAGGAUUCCCUCCAAGCCUGGAAUGUCACGUUCCAGCUCUGGCAGCAUGGCCAAUGCUGUCAGCUACCAGCAGGCAAGCCAGCAAGUGGCAGCUUCUCAGCGCUCAGGCUCCAGUGCCAUGUACAUGAACCUGGCCCACAUGCAAGCAGCAGCAGCGGCCGGCGGGGUGGCGGGUGGCCUGGGCGGAGCUUCGGCUGUUAGCCCAUCAACCAUGUCCGGUUCAGCCAGCGGAGGGGUGAGCUCCAUGGCUGACCAGGCCAGCAGCCAGGCAGCAGCCAAACUGGCCCUCAGGAAGCAGCUGGAGAAAACCCUGUUGGAGAUCCCUCCACCCAAACCCCCGGCCCCACUUCUCCACUUCCUACCCUCUGCCGCCAACAGCGAGUUCAUCUACAUGGUGGGCCUGGAGGAGGUGGUGCAGAGUGUGCUUGACAGUCAGGGUAAACUCAGAGGGACACUGGCCCGCAUGGAGCCCUUCUUCUGUGCUCAGUGCAGAACUGACUUCACCCCUCACUGGAAGCAAGAGAAGAGUGGGCGAAUCCUCUGUGAGCAGUGCAUGACGUCAAAUCAGAAGAAGGCUCUGAAGGCGGAGCACACCAACAGGCUGAAGAAUGCAUUCGUGAAGGCCCUGCAGCAGGAGCAGGAGAUUGAACAGAGGCUGCAACAGCAGGCAGCCCUCUCUCCCAGCUCAGUUCCUACGGGCCCCAACGCCUCUAAGACUGAUACCAUAAUGCGACAUCAUGCCCUUCGCCAGGCUCCCCAGCCUCAGGCCUCCAUGCAGAGAGGUCUGUCCAACUCGGCGCGAGGUGUUCUAUCAAACUUCGCUCAGGCCUCCCAGCUGUCAGUGGCCAGCAGCCUCAUGGGAAUGACUAGUGCUAAGCACUGUGGAAGCGGUGGAAGCAGCAGCAGUAGCAGCAAUAGACUGCAGCAUGACAGCCGUCGCCAGAUCUACAACAUCCCAGGGUUAAAUAUUGCCUAUCUGAACCCAGCGGCAGUUGGAGCGCAUAAGAGCUCCAGCUUAGCAGACCGGCAGAGAGAGUACCUGUUGGACAUGAUCCCACCUCGAUCCAUAUCGCAGUCCAUCACCGGACAGAAAUGAGCCCAGACCAGCCCUCCUGCCCCUCUGAUGUCACACCCAUCCUGCCCCUCUUCCCCCAAACUGAAGCACUCCCAGAUCAACCAACAUCCCCCAACCCCACCGCAUGCAGUGCCUGUCCGUGUGCCUACCUUAAACCAACCCAUGAAAACCCACUAAGUCGGACAAAGACACUAAACUGUCAGUGCAUCUCCAAUGUUCUUAUGAUAGUAAAAAUUGUCUUCGUCAGCAUUGUUUAACAAUUAUAAUUCCCAUUAUUAUCGCUGUUGGUAGCACUAUUAUUAUUAUUAUUAUUAUUAUUAUUAUUAUUAUUAUUAUACCUGCAACUACCCUUUUUGCUUCAGUUAAUAUUACUCAUUAUGCUUUUUCUUUUCCAAGUGUUUGGUCCCUUUUUUGUUUCUCUUCUGUCUCUUCUUCACUUUGGGGAGUGACGGUGAAUCAUUGUAGGGUCGCUUUAGGCCACAGUCACUUAGGAUUACUUUACUCCUUUUAAUUAUAAUGCUUAGAUGUGACUUUUGCUAGUAACAGAAGAUCAACAGGGUGCAUUCUGGUUGCUAUGCAACAUAAAGUUUAACAACUUAAGCUUGCUAAGUUGAAAAUACUGAUAGGUACAAAAACAGACAAAAUUAAGUUAGUGACUGCUCUUGAAAGGGCCUGUUCUUGAAAUAAAAAAUGCGAGGGGGGCUGAAAGGUUAAAGCGGAGCAUCUACACUUGUAUCAUCACGUUAAAAGGGUAAGAUUCAAAGGCUGUUUUGCACUGACACAGAGUUCAAGUCCAACCUGGCGUCCAGGGCAGCAUCAGAGGUGCACAUAUGUACAAAAGAGAAUCUUGAGUGAAAAGCAUUUGGAGAAGAUUUUCCUUUGGUAUUCGGCUCCCACAUUCCUCAUCAAGAGAUCUUCAUCGGUUUCUUCACUUCAGAUGUCAGCUUUUUGUUACAAAUUUGAACUGUUACCAGAUGGAUGUAACCAGGAUUUCCCGCAACUGGCAGACACCAUCAGCGGACCAGCAGUCCAUAUAGACUCUAAUGAGGAGGGAGCUGACGGGGGACGGGAGGAUGUUGUCUACAAGUUAAGCCAAUAUUCACUUCACAGGGGGCAAUGGUCUGUCAGAGAGAGCACAUUGAUUGUCCUUCCUGGUUCCAUCCCAUCUCACUACCUCCCACUGACCUCCGCCAUGCCCCCCCUCACAACCAUUGUUCAUCCAGUGCACAGACUGAAGCUUUUGUACCCAGCAACUCCUCUUUGCAUCACAUAGAAGGUGAAACAAACUCAAAUCUGAAGGUGGAAUUACAAUUUGUGUGUCCAAAUCUCAGAUUCUCUACCUAGAAACCUACAAUCUGGGUUCCUUUGCUUCUAUUUGGGUUUUUAGAUAUUCACAUUGUUGCACCCACCCCUAAACUUUCUGUGCUUUAUUUUGAUUAGUUUAUCUGGAUUUUUGUUUGUUUAAUUUUUUUUCGGCGUCUCUUAAUGAAUUGGUGGCGAACCUGAAAGGUAUUAGCCCCUGGAGACGAUAAUAAUCAACAUAGCUAAAAACACAAACUAUGGAAAUAUCUGUAUGGUUUAUGUAUAGAUACCUAGCUUGAGAUAAAAAAAAAAAGGUUGAGGAUUUUAUCUUUUAUGGGAGAGACAUGGAUCAAUCAUUGUGUGCAUGCUCUGCACACAAGUUCCCUCACUCCACAGGAGCACUUUGCUUAUUUCCAAUUGGAAAAACUUUUUUUAAAGAAAAAAGGAACAGAAUGUCACAGUUGAGAGUGGCUAUGUUCUGGAAGCUGGCUGAUGGUUGACCAGAGCAAGGGGGCAUGUCACCAAGUAGCAUUCUAAUGGCUGAUGAAAAGUUCAAUUCUAAUUUACAUUGCUAAAUGUUUCAGUUUCUACUUUCACGGUGUGCUUGGUUAGAGACAGACUGUGUACGCUGUACAUACAAGCUGCUGCUGGCUGGAGUACACAAGAGUACAUGAGUACCUGAGUACAUAUAACAGCAUCAGUCCCACUGACUCACGGUCUGAUGAACCCAGCAGUAACUGAAACUUUAAAGCAAUCCCAUCUCUUAAUUCUUAAGUCUGAACUACAUGACUUUGGACUAAAUCCUCAACUGAUGGGGGAUCUGCUUCGAUCAGUUUGAUAUUGCAACACUGACUCACAGAUAGAAACCAGGUCCUGAAUCAAGAUACAGGACUUAGACAGAUUUGCCAUGUGAGCCCCAGUACUCAUGGGAGAGCGAUGAGACAUUCACAUAAAAGUUAGCAUGAGAAAAUGUCUCUCCUGUGGGGAGUUCAAAAUGUACACGUGUGAGGUUAGAGUGGCUCAAUAAAUCACACUCCCUACUUUUUCUUAUACUUAAUGUGACUACAGUGGAACCUGUUGUUUGCUCCAGGCUUUUUAGUGUCCCCAGCACUCUGAAUGUUACUACGUGAUACGGUUAAAUGAUGCUCUUAAUGCAAACCAAAUGUAAAAAACACAUUUGUACCCGUUUUCCACCAGCUGUUGCAUGUUCAAAUAUCUUUUUUAGAGUUCAUCCGUUUGCUCUUGUUUUCCAGCCGUUUGACCAGAUCAUGCAUCAACACAGAGUGCUUAGCUCACAAAUAGAGCCAUAAUUACCCAAACAUAUUUAGCACAGACAUUCACUCAGUGACUUACCGACACACACUGCUGCAGGAACACAAACCAGUAUCAUCUUUACAUCUGGUGAUUAAGACUACUGUGGAUUUUUCUUCUCAGAUGUUGGCCACUCAAGUGAUGCCUAUGACGUGCAGGCUUUUAGCUGUUCACUGCUACAGAGAGUCCUACUAUGAUAUUUGUCUUGCUUUGCACAUUUAAUUCACUGAACUGUUGAAUCUGUUCAGUUGUGUAAAUAUUUCAUUUGGAGGCAACAAUGUCCCAUGAGUUUCCUCAGUCAUGGACUGCGUCACUUAGUGAGCCUUGAGACCCAGACAGUUCAGACCUGUGGAAUUAACACAGAAAUUCCUCUUGAUCUUCUUUUGAGGGGUCUGCUGCACUAGCUUCACAAAAGCAUAUGUCCCAAUCAAGUCUACAUUUGCAGUUCCUGGUAGUGGCUGUCAGUCUCCAUAUUGGCUGAACUCUGAUGUAAAACAAACAACUCAUCAAUGGUUACCUCAGACGUCUGUACUACGAAGCAGAAUAUGUGGUUAGCAAGAUUGCUUUAGGUUUAAGCCUUGUUUUUCAACAAAACAAAGCUGGAUCAUUAUUUCUGACAUAUCAGCAUUGUAACUUACACACCGUACUUACUCUAAAGAUAAGACGUCAACAUGUAUAAUGCAGUAUCUUCUGACCAAUCAUUUCUCUUGAUGCAAUGGAACUUAGUUAGCAUAUAGUAAAUUGGUCCUUAAGUGAGGCAGCGUGUUCAGACACAAAUACCUCUGACUUUACCUGAAUAUUAAUUUUGAUGAUAAAUCCACCAGCACUUCCGCAGGAGUGUUCUCCUGUGUACAAGGGCCCUCUCCUGUCUUCUUCAUAAAUUGUUUUCCUCUUGCUGAAGCAAUGUCAAAGACAUUUAACUGUGCUUUCGUGCACUGACAUCAUCCUAUAUCAGAGACUGACUGAAGCACUAAAACUUGUACCAAAAAGAUAUGAAAGUAAGCCUACUUACCACUUAGAUUUAUUUUCUUGUAUUUAUUUGCAUCUGACAGCGCUGGGGUAGCAGUUAAGAGAAUAAGGCUAAAAAAAUACAAGCAUGAAAAUUAUAUUCAGAUCUACUUUGGCUGUAAUGACUGAACAUUGAUGUUAUCAGAACAUUAAAUUACACAUUCACACAGUUGGUGAUAUUAGGGCUGCUGUCCUUCCUGCAUUUGGCAGCUGCAGCUGUUUUUUUUUAUCCUGGAUCAUGUGUUAAACCAAUUCAUAUUGUUCCUUCCCUCUGUUUGCCGCUCUGCUGCCAAUAAACGUGUCAUUGGUCAUGUCCUGCAAACACUGCCCCUUAUAUGUUAAGGUGCUCAGGAAAGCCUGGGUUGACUUAUCGAGUUGAUAAUCACCGUCAUAUGACAUUAUUUAGCUUUGUGGAGCCAGAUAACAAAGAUAUCCUGGGUAUGUUGAGCCUGCUUUGUAGUACAAGGCCCUGAAGUGCUGAUCUCUUAAGUUUGAAGUAGCAAAUCAAUCAUUCCAAGCAGUGUUUCAGUCAGUGUGCAAUGUUACUCAUUGACAUAGUGACUCCUUACAGGAGAGCUGAGGGGCUAUGAAUUCAGUUUGGGGUUAGAAGCAGGAGAACCAGCCAGUUGACAGCUUUGAGUGGGCUAUCAAACAGAAGGUGAAGAAAAGGUCUCACACUUUCACCCUUAUUCCACAAUCUUUUUAGUGACUUAUUUUAGCAUGACAUUCAGUCAAUGUCAGACUUCAUUUAGGUUGGUGCACAUAUACUGAUGAAACAUACACAGAUCCAUCAUUGACCUGAGCCUGCCACUGUUACAGAGUGGUACAGGUGGGCUACCACGGUUUUCUGGUAGGCAUGUUGAAUUCCAGCUCAGGUUUCUGUCCAGUCGACUUUAUUACUUGGACAAUAUCUGGUUGUUGGCUUUCUAAUCAUACGACUGGCUACAUUACAGUCACUUCAUUUUGAAUUCCUACUCACCUUUUAUCAGACACCAGAAUUGGAUUCUGUUCACUUUGUCAGUUGUUGAGCAAAUACUGUACUUACCUAACAAAUGAUAUUCAGCUUCAAGUGGCUCUUUCUCAAAGCCAGUAAACAUUUUAGCUUCUCACAAAAAAAUUAAAUGGAAAGAGAAAGUAAAGCACUUCAUAUGGAGGAGUGUGUGUAUAUGUGCAUGUCUUUCUAUGGUUGUGAGGAACAAAAGCAGCAAUGUGAGCGCAUUUUGACUUGUGUGGACCGAGCGUUUUGAGGGUUUAAAGGUUCUGAUUAGAAUCAUGUUUAGGUUAGGGUAAUGGUUGGAAUUAGGCUUUUAGUUGUGAAGGGUAAGGUAUGGGUAAGGUAUAAAGGAACGUCUUAAUUCAAUUAGUGCCCUCACAACCAUAAAAAGACAAAUGUGCGUGCAUGUGUAUGUGUGUGUCCUGGCAAGUCUUGUGUAUGUACAGUAGUAGAAGCUAGCAGCAGUAGUGUUCAUAUCAUUGUUGAAUUAGCCCAGCAGCUAGUUAGCUAAAGUAGCUAACACAGGCCACCUCUAUAUUCACUCCUGUUCCACUUAUUGCUCUGUCGUCUUUCAUUGACGGCUCCUAUCUUCAGCUAAAAUAUGAUACUGAAGUUAGUAUCAGGUCUUCAGAUAGUGAACAAAAUCAUGACAUUAACCUUGUUGCAGGGAAGCCGUCAUUUUAACAGAAAAAUCGGAUGAUGUGUGCAGUUGUUUCAUAGCUGGUGAUGCAGCAGAGUGUUUGAUAGUUUGAGCCUUCAUGGGGAAAAAUACAUCAUAUGACCAAAGGUCAGGGAGGCACAGGUUCCGAGACCAUUUUGGUCAAACCCAAGACCGUAUCACAGUAUGUCCUUACCUUGAGUACAAGACAGUCUCUUCAGGUGUAUCUGACUGUGUACAGGAAAGUCAUUGAAGGAGGUUGUCGGUUGAACUGUAAGUUAGUUUGUGGUGAACUCUUCCAGCCAGACUGUUAGGUGUGUUCUGGUUGAUCGUAUUCUCCUGCCCAGUGAAUAGAAGACCUUGGCCACGACUAUGAAACUACCUAGGGCUAGAUUCACAGAUGCAAACUGAAGUACAUUUUUGUUCAUCAUAUAAGAAACAGGCGUCAGUUUUCCCUCUGGUGGAAGAGUCUAAAUUGGAUGUAGAGAUAUAUUUUCAUGAAUUUUUAACAUCUGGGACAAAUUUUUACUUUAUGUUUUUGACAUGCAUCUCCUUUAGCUGCCAAGCUGAAGCCGAAGAUAAAAAAAAGCUCCUGUCUCUCUCUUGCUCUUUUGCAGAUGCAUCCUCACACCUUUUGUAUUUGAACUGCAGAUUCUUUUCAAACGUCAAUUUUUAGAUUUCCAAAGUCAUUCUUCUCUGACGUCUCAAAUAAGUUCUCUUUUCUUUAUAUUGCAGUUUAAAAAAAUAAAAAAUAAAAUGUAUUGACUAUGAAAUAAAUUACACGAUAUUUGCUAGGUUUGAAGUAAUAAUGACUUAUUGUACAUAAGCAUUUUUUUUCCUCCCUUGUACUGAAAAAAUAAAUUAAAUGGUUGUAUAUUGUGUAGAAAAGCAAACAAAAAGCCAUGAAUAUUGUGAAGCUUGUCAUUUCGUUUUGUGAUCACUGUGUGUUAUUGUGUAACUAAUGUGCAAAAUGUUUGGGAUACUUUUUUUUCCCCUCCCCUGCUUGUUGAAGCGAUCUCCCUGGAUGCAUUGCUUCGAUUUUGGACUAGUAAGAGUUUGCAGGAAAGUGCUCAUUGGUUCAGACAAAAAGGUUCUGCCAUCACACUACACACCUCAGCAUUACUUUGUUUAUCUAGAAUGGUUUCCUGAACCUGCUCUAGAUAAAAGCACUUUGAUGCUUCACUGUGUGUGUUGAAUUCAAUGGACCCCCGUUAUAUAAUGGUUUGAUCCAGGAUCGGGCUGUUGCAUCACUUUUCUGAUACCGGCCUCUCACUAAAAGAAGCAGACUGGUGUUUUUUGCUAUAUGACAUAACAGCUGACCACUUGCACAUGCCCAAACAUCCGGGCAGUCUUUGGCUUCCUUUGAACCACAAAGACAUUUUUAACAGCUGAACUGGACACUGGAGGCUGAAUCAUCUGUGCGGCUCACUGUAAUGAAAUAUGACAUUUAGAAAGUCACAUUUAGGUGUCUAGUGUCCUGCUGCUCUGAAGAAUCCAUAGAACACACUGGGCACAGUUGUCAUGAGGAUGAUGUCAUUGGCAGAAUAUCAUUGGUUCACAUUGACUCAUGUCAACAAUGACAUUUAUCCCUGUAAUCCUUCAGUGCUAUGAUCUCAUAACUUGGACAAAUGAAAGCAGAAAACAUCAUCUGUAUGCUCAUACAUGUAAAUUGUUGUCCUCACUAAGAAGUAGGCAUUUCUGGAGGUAAUACAAAGAAGCGUAACUUUUAUACAGAACUUUGCCACAAAAUGUUUCAGGUAUGUGUCCAUGCAAAGCUCUGACAUCAAACCUGGACUGACUUUAUAAGAUCAGCUACUGCUCAAGCUGAGAAUUACAGACCCUGAAUCAGUGAUCACUUUUCCUGCCAACACCAGCAUACAACAUGUAUGGUCCUCUACUGUUUGGCUUUAUAUUCUAUACGUUGUUAUAGCUAAUGCAGGGGAGCAUUUAAUUGCAAAAUCUGUUUUAUCAAUUUUGGGAUUUACCAGUAGAAGCGUUUCUUUUUGUCUAAUGACAGUGUCGAAAUAAACAUCUGGGAAGUAGAAACAGAAGAUGAAAUUACCAGAUAUUAAUUGAAGUCCUUUUGGUUUUGCUUACAUCAAUCCUGACCUAUUGCACAUACUUGAUAUUUAACGGUCUUCAAAAGAGUAAAAGAAAAUAAUGCCUCUGAAUACUGCCAGUUGAUUGACAAUUAUGCAUUGAUUGAAAAAAUAAGCUAAUUUUGGAGGAAAUAACUUUGUAAUAUUUAUCUCUUGCAAGCUAUGUUUAAUAAAGGUUGAAACAUUU
This is a messenger RNA of Pleuronectes platessa (European plaice), 9645 nucleotides long. It is a transcript of the gene gatad2b, whose product is annotated as GATA zinc finger domain containing 2B. The transcript is spliced from 11 exons. Gene Ontology annotation, biological process: negative regulation of transcription by RNA polymerase II. The coding region runs from base 107 to 2107 and encodes 666 amino acids. The record is from RefSeq and is a predicted model, not a curated record. NCBI's taxonomy places the organism in Eukaryota, Metazoa, Chordata, Actinopteri, Pleuronectiformes, Pleuronectidae. Gene Ontology annotation, molecular function: sequence-specific DNA binding. Gene Ontology annotation, cellular component: NuRD complex.